UUGGCUUUACUUUCUACCCCAUGUCACAGUAAAACUGUUUCUCUGAUAUAUCCUCGUUUUUAUCCACUUAUACAAUUAUCCCUCUCGCACACACAAUCCUUGUCAUGAUGUCGAGUUAAAAUAUAGAACGCAAAACUGCACUCGCGCUUGCGCGUAUCAAAGUUGCGGAAAUACGAAUAUUCUUCCGACAGAGUGUUCAGUCGGUCUCGUGCACGCAAACCGUCAUAAUGCAUGAUCGAUUGGACGACCGCAGAGAUAAUAAUUCGGAAAUAGAAAAUAAAGAUUAUCAGAAAGAUAUUCGAUACGCUCUGCAAUUAUGUCGUUGGGUUAUCAAACCAAUUGGUAUCUGGCCGUUAAUAUACGAUGGUGUAACGAAAAGGGAAAUAAUUAUUUCGAUCGUUCUCGGUUUCGCUUGCAUUUCCUGUCUGUGCUUUGUUCUUAUACCGUCCGGUCUCCAUACAUUGAUUUACGAAAAGAAUAUAAACAUUAAAUUGAAACUUUUCGGACCUGUUGGCUUUUGUCUCACAUCAACAAUAAAAUAUUGCUACCUUGGUAUAAAAGGAAAAGCCAUUGGUCGUUGCAUCGGCUACAUGGAUAAAGAUUGGAGGCACGUACGAGAUAAAGAUUAUCGAAGGAUCAUGAUUAAACACGCUACGGUAGGUCGCAAUCUUACCAUUCUUUGCGCUAGUUUUCUUUACAGCGGUGGCAUGUCCUACCACACUAUCAUGCCGUUGUUUUCGCGCAAGAGGAUCGAUGAAAAUCAUACCAUCAGACCUUUGACCUAUCCGGGAUAUGAUCACUUUUUUGAAUCGCAAGCUAGUCCGACCUACGAGAUCAUCUUUUUUACACACUGCAUAUACGCCUUGAUCACGUACAAUAUCACUACGGCGACUUGUAGCUUGGCAGCCAUUUUUGUCAGCCAUGUUUGCGGUCAAGUGCAAAUUAUUAUAUCUCGGUUGGAUGAUCUCGUCGAGGGUAAAAGAAGCAAAAACACCGUAGUGGAGGAUCGUCUGGCAGUGAUUGUUCAGGAUCACGUAAAGGUGCUUAGAUUUUCAGAACAAGUCGAAAAAGUUCUACGCGAAGUAUGCUUAAUGGAAUUAGUCGCCUCCACCUUGAUUAUAUGUCUACUUCAAUAUUAUUGCAUGACGGAAUGGUCUAAUAACGACGCUGUUGCCAUUUUCACUUACUUUAUCCUCCUAGUUUCUUUCACUUUUAAUAUUUUUAUCUUUUGCUACAUCGGUGAGCUACUCGUUAAUGAGUGCAGAAAAAUUGGUGCAGCCUCCUAUAACAUCGAAUGGUAUCGUCUGUCUGCAAAUAAAGGUUUAGACCUUGUUUUAUUGAUAGCGAUAGCGAAUUAUCCGCCAAAAAUUACUGCUGGAAAGAUAUUCGAGUUGUCAUUUGCGACUUUCGGUCGUUCAAGCUCACGCUCUCGAGUCGUUCAACUGUAUCCUAUCGAUCGUAAGACUGAGCUAUCGGUGAAUAAUUUUUCUAAACGAAUUAAAAAAAUGUUGGAAGAGGAUGACAUGAAUUAUGCGAUCCAACUCUGUCGUUUCGUGUUAAAACCAAUCGGACUUUGGCCAAUGGUUUACAAACACGUAUCGAGUGCAGAAAAAAUCCUUUCCGCCGUAUUAGCACUCACCUGUUUCUCUACGGUUUGUUUCGUCUUACUACCAGCCGGUCUUUACACGCUCUUUUACGAACAUGACGUAAAUGCCAAAUUAAAGCUUUUUGGACCAAUUGGUUUUUGUUUAACCUCAACCAUCAAGUAUUGUUAUCUUGGGUUAAAAGGCAAGGCCAUUGGACGUUGUAUCACGCACGUUGAAAACGAUUGGAAAAUGGUGCGCGAUCGGAAUCAUCGAGCGAUCAUGAAGGAAUAUGCUACGCUCGGUCGUAAUCUCACUGUUCUCUGCGCCCUUUUUCUUUUCAGCGGUGGCAUGUCUUAUCAUACGGUCAUGACGCUCUCCUCGAGCAAGAAGAUUAAUGAAACUCUCACAAUAAGACUACUUACCUAUCCAGGAUACGAUAGAUACUUCGACGUACAGGCUAGUCCAACUUACGAGAUCGUCUUCUUCCUUCAUUGCGUGUGCGCCAUGGUGAUGUACAGCAUAACAACAGCUGCUUGUAGUUUGGCAGCUACUUUUGUUACUCAUGCUUGUGGCCAGGUACAGAUAGUCAUGACAAGGCUGAGUGAUCUCGUUGAAGGCAAGGAAAGCAAUAACAUCGAACUAAACGAUCGUCUGGUCAUUAUUGUCCGAGAUCACGUCAAAACCUUAAGAUUUUCUGUACAAGUCGAAAAAGUGCUGCGUGAAGUAUGCUUGUUGGAAUUGGUAGCAUCCACGUUGAUCAUAUGUUUGCUCGAGUAUUAUUGUAUGACGGAAUGGGAAAAUAAUGAUCCGAUCGCAACUCUGACAUACUUCAUCUUGUUGAUUUCUUUCACUUUUAAUAUAUUUAUAUUUUGCUAUAUCGGAGAGUUGCUAGUUGAUCAGUGCAAGAAAGUCGGAGCUGCAUCAUACAACGUCGAAUGGUAUCGUUUACCAAAAAGUAUUAGCCUCGGUUUAAUUUUAUUGAUAGCGAUCUCAAAUUAUCCACCAAAGAUCACUGCUGGAAAAUUAUUUGAGUUAUCUCUUUUAACGUUUGGUAGUGUGCUUAAGACGUCUCUCAUUUAUCUUAACUUAAUACGGACGAUUACAGAUUAAAUUGCGUAAUACGAAACAGGUAAAUUUACUUUUUAGAAUAUAACUUUUACGUACAGACAUCGAGUUAAAUGAAUGUAACUGAUCAAAA
Messenger RNA from Vespula pensylvanica (western yellowjacket), 2784 nucleotides. RefSeq lists its product as uncharacterized. The coding region runs from base 228 to 2696 and encodes 822 amino acids. Gene Ontology annotation, biological process: detection of chemical stimulus involved in sensory perception of smell; sensory perception of smell. The record is from RefSeq and is a predicted model, not a curated record. Lineage: Eukaryota; Metazoa; Arthropoda; Insecta; Hymenoptera; Vespidae. The transcript is spliced from 9 exons. Gene Ontology annotation, molecular function: odorant binding; olfactory receptor activity. Gene Ontology annotation, cellular component: plasma membrane.